GUGGUGAACAGAGAGAGAGGGCCUAAACUCAAAGCCACGAUGACUUAAAGAAGGAAUGGGACCUGGACAAAGCCGGUGGGACAGGAGUUAAAGGCCUCUUCCUCUAGUCUUGAUCUCGUCUGGGAACAUGGUGGACAUGUUUUUGGAGCGAGUCCUGGUGGAAAACAACUGGGACCAGGAUGAACUGAACACGGAGCGAGAGAUCACCGGGAUCCUGGAGAACCGCAUCCUCAUGUUGUUCUUUGCAGCGGCCGACAGCGCCAAGUGCCAGGAGUUUGUGCCCAUCCUCAAUGACUUCUUCAAGAGGUUAAAGGAUCCAGCGUACAUCGAAUACCCCAAACUGCUGGCUCUAAUCUAUAUCAGUGUGGACCAGACGGAGGAGAAGCAGGAGAAAUUUCUCAAAGAACUUCACAAAAAAACCCUGUUCUUACCUUUUGAAGACCCAUACAGACAGGAACUACAGGUCAUGUUUAAAAUUACAGAAGUACCAACAGUGGUGGUUCUUCGCCCAGAUUGCUCUGUUCUUUCUCCAAACGCGGUACAAGAAAUUCGACAGUACGGCUGUGACUGUUUCAGUACCUGGCAGGAAUCUGCAGGUUUAGUGGAGAGGAGCUUCAUGCUGAACGAGGAGUUUGACAACCUCAAUUUACGCACAGCCACUGACCCUGUGAGACGGCUCAAGUACAAGACAGAGGACGACAAGAGGAAGAAGAGGUGGUGGAAGCCAUGGACCAAAGGUCGAGCGCAGGACGAGGAGGAAGAGCCAGACAGAUCCUGGGACUCAUGGAGAAAAGACGGAGAUAAUAAAGGAAGGUGGAGAUUCCUUUAAAGACAUGUUCUGUCCAAAAGAUUAGUGCCGACCCAAAGAGAUUAAAUCUCCCUGAAUAACUUCA
Periophthalmus magnuspinnatus is the source of this 893-nucleotide messenger RNA. RefSeq names its product nucleoredoxin-like protein 1. The transcript is spliced from 4 exons. Lineage: Eukaryota; Metazoa; Chordata; Actinopteri; Gobiiformes; Gobiidae. The coding region runs from base 128 to 829 and encodes 233 amino acids. The record is from RefSeq and is a predicted model, not a curated record. Gene Ontology annotation, cellular component: mitochondrion. Gene Ontology annotation, biological process: photoreceptor cell maintenance.